UUUGUACUUAGCGUAGACCGAGCUCCCUGCGUGCACCGCGCGCUGCCAGAAGCGCGAAGCAGAAGUAAGGAAAGGGGAAUUGAGGAGAGGAGAUUAAGUCGGUUCAAGAGUACGUGUCCAAGCUGGCCACCGCUUGGUAACAAGGUACAACUGACUGAUUUCCUAAAGCUGUCUCUCAGGAGGAUGUCUGAAGUACUGUAUCCCAGGACAAUACACCCGAAGGAAGAAGAAUUUAUCCCUCAGCUUCUGCAUCUUAUUGGUAAAAGAAGUCCCCCAGAAUCAGCAUGUCCGUGACUGAGGAGGCGAUUCUCGGAGGCCGUGGCAGCCAUCCUUCUGCUGGUGGCAGUUCUGUGUUAUGCUUUGGACAGUGUCAGUACACAGCAGAAGAGUAUCAGGCCAUCCAGAAAGCUCUGAGGCAAAGGCUGGGCCCAGAAUACAUCAGUAGCCGAAUGGCUGGAGGCGGCCAGAGGGUAUGUUACAUUGAGGGUCACAGGGUAAUUAAUCUGGCCAAUGAGAUGUUUGGUUACAAUGGCUGGGCACACUCUAUCACACAGCAGAAUGUGGAUUUUGUUGACCUUAACAAUGGCAAGUUCUACGUGGGAGUCUGUGCAUUUGUGAGAGUCCAGUUGAAGGACGGCUCAUAUCAUGAAGAUGUGGGCUAUGGGGUCAGUGAGGGCCUCAAGUCAAAAGCCUUGUCUUUGGAGAAGGCAAGGAAGGAGGCGGUGACAGAUGGGCUGAAGCGGGCGCUGAGAAGUUUUGGGAAUGCACUUGGAAAUUGUAUUCUGGACAAAGACUAUCUGAGGUCACUAAAUAAGCUUCCACGCCAGUUGCCUCUUGAAGUGGAUUUAACUAAAGCAAAGAGACAAGAUUUUGAACCCUCUGUGGAACAAGCAAGAUACAGCAGCUGCCGGCAGAACGUGACUCUGGGACCCCCAAAACCACAGGAGGUGAUCUCCCCUUGCAAACCAAGCCGCUCAGAUGAUCCCCACGUCGUGAAACAGGAAGACAAGGCUGGCAGCUCCCGAAGCCUGGCCUCCGCCAUGGAGAGCGAUGCCACGUACCAGCGGAAGCUCCGGCAAAAACAGUUGCAGCAGCAGUUCCGGGAACAAAUGGAGAAACAGCAAGUGCAACUAUCUGCUCCAUCAGUGGAAAAGAAGAAUCAGGCAGCACCGCCAGCACUUCCUGUGAAGCACAGCACCCCCAUAACUGUUUCUGAACCACACACGGAGAAAGACUUCCUCACAGACAGUCUUGGAAUGUGGGAUAUGGAUCCAGAUGCAGAGGACAGUGAUGUGAAGCCCUUGUCUAGGCCAGAACCACUCCAGACCCCUGCCACACCAGUCCUGAAACACCAGGUGGUGACCUGGAAUAGGACCCCACAGGACCUCUGUCACCAGGAUCCACAAGCAAAAUCUGGACCCAGGCAACUCCAAACUCACAACAGUAACCAAGAGAUAACAGUAAACUGUGGUUUCUAUGACAAGAACCAAGACUUGAAGAAAAGGAAACUGGAUCCAUCUUAACUGAGGCUCCGGUCACAUCAUUGGACUUUGUCACAAAAGGGACUUUCGAAAACUACUUUUUGGUCAUGAAAUUGUUCAUCAUUCCUAGGGAAUGAGCUUUAUUUCCAAGGAUUUACCUUGCUUCAUUCUGAACUUUACCUGAGGAUUUGAGUGUUGGAGCCUACUGCAGACAGAGCAGAGCAGUCAGAAAGCCCUUUUAAAAAGCUUGUCACACACUGCAGUGGGGAGGCUCUACGACUGAACACCUUCUCUCUGGCUCUUGAGGCUCUUCUCUAUUUAUUCCUAAGCUCUUACAUUAGUAAGUAUAGGCAUUUCAGGAGUCAUCAGUGGCUACCUGCCUUCAAGCAGUAUAAGCCAUACUAUGAAGCACGGACUUUAACCACAACCUAUAUCAAGUUAUUGUUAAUGUCUGUCUUCUUUGAACUUUAGGUCUCCACAUUUACUGCUGUCCACACCACACUGUGUAUCCUAAGAACAAAGACUAGAGUGGGGUUUCGCUACUUUGCAUCAAUCCAGCCUGCCAUCUUCAUCUAUGAUAAUCUCUCCUUUAUAGGUUUAUGAAGUCACUGUCCUGUGGUUUUUUUCCUUAUCAAGGGAAUGAUCUAGGACCAAAGAAAAGGCAUUUUAAGAAAGUAAAAUAAAUUCUUUUUAACAAAAAAUGUAA
Molecule: messenger RNA, 2187 nt
Organism: Prionailurus viverrinus (fishing cat)
Lineage: Eukaryota; Metazoa; Chordata; Mammalia; Carnivora; Felidae
Gene: RAD52
Product: RAD52 homolog, DNA repair protein
Exons: 13
Coding region: 285-1523 (412 amino acids)
Biological process (GO): double-strand break repair via single-strand annealing; DNA recombinase assembly; mitotic recombination
Cellular component (GO): nucleus
Source: RefSeq, a predicted model, not a curated record